Caenorhabditis sp. 36 PRJEB53466 is the source of this 915-nucleotide messenger RNA. The record is from the annotation of a GenBank genome assembly. NCBI's taxonomy places the organism in Eukaryota, Metazoa, Nematoda, Chromadorea, Rhabditida, Rhabditidae.
AUGCGUGCAAUAUUCUAUCCGUUCGCCGCACUUUUCCUCAUUUUUUCCGUCUCCUCCCAAUGGGCUCCAACCAACUGGACGGCGCCCGCUUCCGUCUCGUUCGCCUACGAUUUGACGUGUCGAUACGUGCGCCAGACUCCGUGGUGCGCUAAAAUUGACAUUUACGAAAACGAUCUGGAUUCGUACAUGUCGUUCAAAACGUUUGUUUCAAAAAUUCGUGAUUUUAUUUCCGCCAAACAAACGCGAAUUUUGCAGUGACGACGACUAUUUGGGCACAAUAGAUCAAUGCUUCCGAGGCGAUGAGCACACGAUCAGAAGACACACGUAUCCAAUGUAUCCGGACGGCGACGGAUUCGGAGAUGUACGGCGUUUUCCAAAAAAAAUGUGACAGGGCUGCUUUUGCUAAUUCAGUCGUGUUGAUUAUAGGGGCACCGCACAGAAAUGGCGCUCUGUUGAGAAACUCUUAUUGCAGUGCAAAUUGAGCGACCUCGGGGCCGAGUUUGAAAAGUUAGGCCACGUUUUCAGUGCAAAAUUACUUCGCGGCCAAGAAAUUCGGCCAGCGCGUCCUUUCUGUCCGGUGCCCCAGUAAUAAGAGUGCGCAUAAACACACAAAACAACAGCGAAAAUUUGAAAAAAUGUUUUUUUCAGAUCGACUACGAAUUCUACUUUGACAUUUCGCACACGUGCACACGAGAUCGUCAAAUCAAAUGCCAUCGUUUUCACUUCAAAACUGUCUAUCUCAAGUGGAACGCGCAGUACGUCGUUUUUUUUCCGGUUUUUUAACUUAUCAAUCUUUUAUUCAGCGUUUUGCUCUCCGCCGCAAUCGAUAUCACCGAAAAGGGCCGAAUCGGUCAUUGUGUGCCGGAUAAGGAUCAGAUUUUGACGCUGGAAGACGCGCAGAUUCAGAUUACAUAA